This is a messenger RNA of Cannabis sativa, 1301 nucleotides long. RefSeq lists its product as uncharacterized. The coding region runs from base 186 to 1163 and encodes 325 amino acids. Lineage: Eukaryota; Viridiplantae; Streptophyta; Magnoliopsida; Rosales; Cannabaceae. The record is from RefSeq and is a predicted model, not a curated record. Gene Ontology annotation, molecular function: calcium ion binding. The transcript is spliced from 4 exons.
UAAGAUAAUAAUUGUUAUUUUCUUUUUCUUUUAUUGACAUUAGAAAUCUAAAACUCGUUUGUCGUUUCAUUACAAAGAGUUCAAAAAAGAAAACAGGAGGAGAAAAAAGUGUAAGCUGGUCGAUCAAUUCUCAAGUCAACUUCUUACUCCAUCACACCCAUACUCAUUCUUCUCUGCAUCUCAAAAUGUCCGACGGACCCUUAACGGUCCUCGACGGGACCCACCUCCGACCCCUCGACCUCACCUUGCCGCCCUCCCUUACCGGAGCUCAGCUCCUCGACCUUGCCGAUUCUACCGCCUCCGCCUCUCUCUUUGGUCUCACUUUGCCUCAAACCCUUAAGUCAUCUGCUCUCCAACGCAUCAACCUUCGAAACGACGACGUUUUUCUUCGUACAGAACUCACUCCUGAACAGGCUUCUCACACAAUUAAGCUCUACAUCGACGCGAUCGCCGAUGAGUUGAAAGAUAAUCCUAUUGUUGCAGCAAUCUUGGACGGAAAAACUAUUAGGCUGUUUUUAGAAGAUGAGGAUGAUUUCGCAAUGAUAGCAGAGAAUAUUUUCACUGAUUUAGAUGCUGAAGAUAAGGGGAAGAUAUGCAAGAGUGAAGUUCAGAGUGCUCUCGUUCAAAUGGGAGUUGAGAUGGGUGUUCCUCCUAAGUCAGAGUUUCCUCUACUAAACUCUAUAUUAAAGAAACAUGGGGCAGAAGGAGAAGAAGAGUUGGGCCAAGGACAGUUUGCAUUGUUACUUCAGAAUAUUCUACAAGAGCUAGCAGAGGUUUUGGCUGAAAAGCCUAUCAUUCUAAUUCAGAACAUCAAGAUUGCGAAUGGUUCCAACUUAAGAAAGCUUUUGGCUGAUGAGAAGCAAGUGAAUUAUGUUGUAGAGAAAAUACAAGAAGAAAAAAAUGGUGCGAAGCAAAGCUCAGGGAUUGUAGAAUUAUUGAGAAGCUUUGUUGAGAAAAACGGUUCAGAUAUGGGUAUACCACCACCAUCUGAAGCCAAUGAGGCUGUGACACUUUUGUAUGAUUCGGUCUUUGCUGAUAUGGAAAACAAUAAGACUGCUUCAGAAGUAGAUAGGGAUGGUUUAUUCAAUCUUGUGAAAGAGAUUCUCGAGGAGUUUGCAGACCUGCUAGAAGCCAAUCCUGUUUAUCAUGGUCUUGAUAAUUAAGGAGAGAGAGAGAGAGAGAGAGAUUGGUAUACAUUAGUAUGCAUAUAGUGAAAAAAUCUUAGUUGGCUGAGGUUAUUUCAUUUCCCGGGUAUAAGAUAUUUCUUAUAAAUAUAUAAUAUAAAGAAAUUGCUUCGUUAA